This is a messenger RNA of Aspergillus terreus NIH2624, 1293 nucleotides long. Its product is annotated as FAD-dependent oxidoreductase. Lineage: Eukaryota; Fungi; Ascomycota; Eurotiomycetes; Eurotiales; Aspergillaceae. Gene Ontology annotation, molecular function: monooxygenase activity; FAD binding. The record is from RefSeq and is a predicted model, not a curated record. Bases 1 to 1293 code for a protein of 430 amino acids. The transcript has 2 exons.
AUGUCUGCUAUCCAAAAGGCAGUUAUCAUCGGCGGCGGCCCAGCUGGACUCGCAGCGGCGAUCCGACUUAAAGCACAUAAUGGCAUUGACACAACCGUCUACGAGAUCCGGCCGGAACCAACCACUCUAGGCGGCGCGGUGAACAUUCCUUCCAACGGCCUACGCCUUUUUCAUCAGCUGGGGCUGUAUGAGAAGCUCUCUGCCCGAGGGUCCUCCACGUCGCAGCUCACUGUGCACUCUCUGCAGGGCACUGUUCUGGUGGAUUUUGACAUGGCGGGCUGGAGCCGCACAAAAGUAGGGUUUGGUUUCAUGCGCAUCUUACGGACCGACCUUAUGGACGUACUUUUGGAAGCGACUCGGCAGCAGAACAUCCCGGUUCACUUCGGCAAAUGUAUGCAACUCAUCACCGAGGAUGAGAAUGGAGUGAAGGUCACCUUCUCUGAUGGUACCACUGUGUCCUGUGACAUACUACUUGGCUGUGAUGGUAUCCACUCUGCCGUCCGCUCGCUGCAUGUCGAUCCAGCAGCAAAGCCGGUCUACUCGGGCAUCUCCAAUAUGUUCACAAUCCUGCCGACGUCACGUCUCUCGAGUGGCAACGGAGCAAUCCCUCCCGCUCUGCACGCCACGUUGACCCCGGAGGGAAUGCUGGGAGUCAUGCCCUGUACCGCCUCUGGGGACCGUUUAUACUGGUUCUAUUCGCGCGAGGUCCCAGUACCGGACGGGGAAACCGAUCGCGAAGGCUGGGAAGAGUUCGGCGAGAAAGCAGUCAAGGGAUUCAAGGAAAAUACACUGGAGGUCAUUCGGAGCGGGCAUGGAGGCUGGUCGGAACAACUGCGCGAGAUUAUCUCCAAAACCGAUACUAUCAAGUUCUACCCCAUAUACAAGAUGCCGACAGCUGCGACCUGGUCCACAAAACGCUGCUUGCUCAUGGGCGAUGCAGCGCACGCGAUGCAGCCCCAUGCAGGACAAGGCACGUCGAUGGCCUUAGAGGACGUCUUUCUGCUUUCGCGACUGCUGGAAGACUCCACGCGUCCACUGCCGGAGCUAUUCCGGGACUACGAAACCAUUCGCAGACCGCGGGUCGAGGCCAUCACCCUCCAAUCGAGUGAAAAUGGAGAAAUACGGAAAAAUGUCAGUCCCAUUGGGCUCCGGAUUAAAGAAACUGUUAUUGGGCUAGGGUUCUGGCUAUACAAAACUGCGGGACUGCAGAAAUGGGGAAUCGGGAUGCAGCAGAAGGAUUUCGUCUACGACAUCAUGGCGGAGCCUCUUCCGCCAAGGGGCGUUGAUCAAUGA